Messenger RNA from Syngnathus acus (greater pipefish), 1418 nucleotides. RefSeq names its product somatostatin receptor type 5-like. Gene Ontology annotation, biological process: neuropeptide signaling pathway. The record is from RefSeq and is a predicted model, not a curated record. Bases 81 to 1418 code for a protein of 445 amino acids. NCBI's taxonomy places the organism in Eukaryota, Metazoa, Chordata, Actinopteri, Syngnathiformes, Syngnathidae. Gene Ontology annotation, cellular component: membrane; neuron projection. The transcript is spliced from 2 exons. Gene Ontology annotation, molecular function: somatostatin receptor activity; neuropeptide binding.
UCAGGGUGUCGUCCGCCUUUCGCCCGAUGUCAGCCGGCCGGGAUUGGCGCCAACAUCUCCGGCGACCCUGAACAGGAUGGAUGGAUGGAUGGAAGUCGCAAAGCAAAGUGGCUCAUUUUCUGUUUUCACCUGACGGAGCGCGCAGGUUUCCCGAAUGCCAGCCGACGGUCCCCAUGGAGCUCCUUCCGAUUAGCCAGGACGUCGUCCCCUCUGCCGCCUGGUCCCUUUUCAACGGCACCCACAACUUGACCGGGGAAGCGCCGCCGAGGUCAGAGGGACCCCUCCCGGGCCCGGCGGGCGUCUUGAUCCCACUCAUCUACGGCGUGGUGUGCGCUGUAGGCCUGGCGGGCAACACCCUGGUGAUCCACGUGGUGGUCAACCACAGCCCGGGGUCGUCGGCCACCAACAUCUACAUCCUCAACCUGGCCGUGGCCGACGAGCUCUUCAUGCUGGGCCUUCCGUUCCUGGCGGCCCAGAACGCGCUCCUCUCCUGGCCCUUCGGCUCGCUCCUCUGCCGGGUGGUGAUGACGGUGGACGCCAUCAACCAGUUCACCAGCAUCUUCUGCCUCGCCGUCAUGUCCGUGGACCGCUACCUGGCCGUGGCGCAGCCCGUGCGGGCCGGGCGCUGGCGGCGCCCCCCGGUGGCCAAGGCGGUGAGCGCGGCGCUGUGGCUGGGUUCCUUCGUGGUGGUGCUUCCGGUGGUGGCGUUCGCCGACGUGAGGCAAGGGGACGGGGACUGCGGAAUCGUGUGGCCGGAGCCGGUCGAACUUUGGAAGACCGUCUUCAUCGUGUACACCUUCGCGGUGGGAUUCUGCGGCCCCCUGCUGGUCAUCUGCAUAUGCUACCUGCUCAUCGUCAUCAAGGUCCGCAGCGUCGGCAAACGCGCUCAGGCGACAUCGUCGCGGCGCCGUCGUUCCGAGCGCAAGGUGACCCGCAUGGUGGUGGUGGUGGUGGCCGUGUUUGUGCUGUGCUGGCUCCCCUUCUACGCCCUCAACAUCGUCAACCUCUUGGUGGUUCUGCCCGGCGACCUGCGAGGCCUCUACUUCUUCGUGGUGGCCCUGUCCUACGCCAACAGCUGCGCCAACCCCAUCCUCUACGCCUUCCUGUCCGACAACUUCAAGCGGGGGUUCCGCAGGGCUCUGUGCCGGGCCUCACGCCGGGUGCGCAGCCACCAAAGGGUGGACUCGGACGGGGGGCGGCGCCCCACCGAGGACUGGGGCGGCAUGGUUGCGCGCGGGCCGGGGAGCCGAGGGGAAGGGGCCGAGUGCGGCGAAGCGAGCCCGCAAAAGAACAGGACGGAAGGUCCGCAAGGUUCUGGGAGAGAGGGGACUCCCGAGGAGGAGAAUGGAGGAGGACGGGAGCAGGGAGAGCCAAAGUCACAAAAUGAAAAGUCGGCGCUGGAAAUCAGCUGCUUGUGA